This is a messenger RNA of Colletotrichum spaethianum, 600 nucleotides long. RefSeq lists its product as uncharacterized. The record is from RefSeq and is a predicted model, not a curated record. The transcript is spliced from 3 exons. Lineage: Eukaryota; Fungi; Ascomycota; Sordariomycetes; Glomerellales; Glomerellaceae. Bases 1 to 600 code for a protein of 199 amino acids.
AUGGUAUCGGUUUCUGGCGACCCUAACCACAUGCCCAGCAUCAGCAUUCCUCCCGCUUGGUCACUUGGCUCCCCUAUCAACAUUUCGGACUGCAUCGUCUUGGAGAACAACUUCGGCCGCUGGUAUCGUGGCUUCAAGCAUGUGGUCGACAACUACAGCGUCAAACUUGGCGGCGGCAGCUCCGCCUCUGACCGCAACCCAUUAUCCCAUGUUGUCAAGAGUGUCAUCUCUUUUGGUAACAAGCGUUACGUUUUGGCCGAUAACAGCAUGCCGGGCGACAUCAAAUUCGAGCGCAAUACAGUCUACGAGAACGGCGACGGAGGGUGCAACACACAAUCCUCGUGUGCCACGUACACCAGCAACUUGGCAGCUGAAAACAUCGGCACCACCGACGCGACAACCAAUUGUGUCCUUACCGAUAGAGAGGAGCUAGACGCGCGCGUCGACGACCAGGCUGCCGCCGGUACUGCCUGCGCCAGCGCACAGCUGACCGGGCCCGAUACCAAUUCUAUUGGCUGCAGUACGCAGCUGAGACACGUCCGCAUGGCUCAAGGCAUCAAUAGUUUGUUCGAGGGGCGCUUGCAGGUCAAGGGUCAGUAA